Messenger RNA from Pelobates cultripes (western spadefoot toad), 4258 nucleotides. NCBI's taxonomy places the organism in Eukaryota, Metazoa, Chordata, Amphibia, Anura, Pelobatidae. The record is from the annotation of a GenBank genome assembly.
CACCGGAUCCCUUGUGACGGGCGGGGCUUCGCGUGUGUCGUAUUUCAAAGAAGCGGCUAUAUAGCCAACGGUAGGCGCUUUUGAAAGAAGCCAUUUUGUAUUUUUUUUUUGCGGCUCGCGUUGGAGGAUCCUGCGUUAAAGCGGACGGCCAGAAGGGGGGUGGCCGCGCUGGAGGAGAUUAUCCCUGGCAGCUGUUAAGUUUUGAUCUCGUUAACCGCUUGUGUCCCAGCAUGUCUUCCCCGGACGAGGUGGCCCAGAGGCGCCGUGUGGCCAUGGAGGGAGAGAAAGUGGUGUACUCCCGCUCGCAGCUGCUCUUCUCGGCCACCAAGCCGCUGGAGGACGCGUUCGAGGUGUUCGUGCCGGAGUCCAAGCAGUUCAUGAACUCAGACACGGAGCUCUGGAACUUCCUGUGCAGCCUGAAGAACGACUUCUCGCCGGUCGUGCUCCGCAGCAAGGAUGUGUACGGGUACUCGUCCAGCCGCUCGGUGGUGCCGGACCCCAGCCUCCUCUCCCGCGGGAAAUCAAAGGACAAGCCGGCCGCCCAGCCCAAGAAACCGCCUGUCAAGAGGAAGAGGAAAGGGGCAAGGCUGACCCUGCGGAAACGCCGGCGGGGUAGGACCGGCGGCAGCGAGGAGUCCGGCACCAGUAGCACAAGCGGAGGCAGCAGCGUGUGCAGCAGCCCAACUCCCUCGGAGCUCCCCGGGCUCCUGGGCAUGAACAAAUCCCUGGAGGACAUGUGGAAAGCGGCUACCCAGAAACAGACGGUUUUCCCAUCCAUUCGGGUCGCCGAUGUCUCCUGUGAGGCCAAAGUAGCCGCUGCUCGAGUCCGGGCGCAGAAGAUCCUGAGGGUCAACUUGCAGCCGGUGGUGGUGAUCAAACGCUCGCCCAUCCUGUCCCCGUCCUGAAGAGACCUCUCGGUCUCUCUGCCGGGUGCUCAGCUCUGCUCCCUAUGCACUUUCAUUGCUUGUCUCCGCAUGGAGGCUUUGUGGACAUCACCUACUUGGAGGUUGCGGCUCCGGUAUUCAGUCAACCUGUUUACAUGUCUUUCCAUUGACUUUUCAUGUGAUCACGGCACUUUACUGUAAAGAUUUACUACUUACACAAAGAAGGAAAAAAAAAAAGGGAUCUUCCUCUUGAGGACUUGUAGUUUUAUUUUAAUUGAGAUCUUCGCCGGGAUCCCAAGUUCCCCUCUACCUGUCUAUACAUAGCGGUUGGAUGUAGUUGCAAUAUUGGUUGAGAACCCGUUAUUGUGUCUAGCGGCCGGUUACCGCGCGACAAAAAGUGCGAGGAAUUCUGCGAACCUCAGAGUUCUACUUCCCUUCCUGUCUGGAACGAUGUGAAACAAGUACUUCGUACAGGGAAUUGUGUGGAUAGCUAAUCCGUUUAAAGCAACUUGCAUCAAUCUAGAUCAAUUGCUAAUGUGUUUCUCUUAUAGCAUGGGAAGGAUUUACCUACUUUACCCUGAGAGAGGCGCUCUGGUAGCAAUGGGGUUUACAAUGUGAUCCUUUCUAGAAAGCUUGAUAAUCUACCACCUAUUUGCGUUUCCAGGUUUAACGGAGCUGGCAACUAGUCUGCUUAUGCAAAGGAACUUAAAUUCAGAAGUUCCUCUAAACUAAAGCAUUGUGGCCACUGUGUUUUUUUUUUCUCUCCAAUCAGUAACUACCUCAAAAAUCUGGAGUCGCAGAAAAUACUAUUCCAAAGACUAGUUUGUUUUGUGAUCUGUAUCAUUUCACUUUAACAUGUACCAUUACAAUAUGCCAAGAGGUUUAAAAGACUUGAUGUACGAAUGAGGCUGUGACAGUCUAAAUGCAAGUUUAUGCAAUUGUUUUUUUAAUUUUUUUUUCUCUUAGUUAUUGUUACUUGAAUUGGCAAGGUUAUAACAAGUAUAGGGGAACUUGUUACUUUGAUAAGCUUGUGGUUUUUUUUUUUUUUUUCUUUGUAAUACCUGUUUUAUACCAAGCCAAGUGAACAAUAUAUUUCUUUUCAGUGUUUAAUAAAUAGACUUUACUGAAAGUAUAUUUUCAGUCGAAAUGUCCUUGUCGGUUUAUUUUUAUUUUUUUUAAAUGCAAAUUUUUGUAAUGUCUGUAUAUAGCAUUUUCACAGGAAGGAUAUUUAUUGUGGACAUGGAACAGAACAAGCAUUUUUUUAGUUUAGUUUUUUUUUAUAGAAGGAUGCUGUUACAGGUCAGACAUUUUAUGGUCUGAAUGUGCCUUUACGUCUACAUGUCAGUUUUCACUGUGGAUGACAUGAGCUUUUAACAUGUGGUAGAUAUUGGUGCUCCAUGCUUUUUGGGAGUCUGUUUUGAGGUUUAAUAUGCAACAUAUAUCUACAUGUGUAUAAUCUACAUCUUCGCAUAUGUUGCUACUUUUUAUUUAAACUGCUGGGAUAAUCUUGUAUCUCUAAAUUUACCUGUGUUAGUAAAAUGCACCCUUUCCAAUAGUGCCUGGAGUACUGUUUCCACUUCAGAAUCUGCAAUAUUUUACAAAAACCUCUGUCCAUUUCCCUAAUCAAUGAUAAAUGUAAUUAAAUAAACCAUCCAACUCACAUGUUAACUGGGUGUCAUAUAAUAAAUGUAAAAAUUGGGUGCUACGGUGGUGAUAAGCGAAUGUUAUCACUUUUUAAGUAUCUGUAUAGUUUUGUUAAAAAAAAAAAAAUGUUUUUCCUGAAAUGUACACUGCUAGAACUGUUAAGAGCAAAGAUGAUGGCCAGUUUCAGGAUGUCGAAAGGUCACUUCAUACUAGAGAUCAUUUGUAUAUCAUUUAGUAAGUUAUGGAGUAUAAAAUAAAACUUCCUUCCAGUAAGUUUUCUGUGUAUUUAUUUAUUUAUCUCAAUACAAUUCCCCCCUCCACUGCAAAAAAUAUAAUUGUGCAGGAUUCUAGGGCAACAGAGUUUUAAAUUGCUUCAUUUUAUUUGCCACGUAGAGUGGCUUUUAAGCAACUCAUCUAAACUGUUUUAAAGUGUUACUCCAAACAUCAUAACUGCCUUCUGCUGUAGUGGUUAUGACGCAAGGAGUACCCUUUUGUCACUCUUGUUAAUGGGGCAAAUUGGUUGGCCCUCUUACCUAUAUCCACAGCAGGGGCAGAGUCUCUACUGAUGCAGGUGGCGGGCUUAAACCCGUCUGCCAUCCCAUUGGUCAUUCAUGGGCUGAGAACAUCAGUUAGCUGCUUUUAACCAAUGAAUAACACUCUCUUUGCACAGAAGUUACAUUAGACAGCUGGCUAAUGAUUGUUGGGAGUGGAGUUGCACUUCUGGCAACAUUAUUAAAUAUCUCUGUCAAGAGUUUCAUAAUAAAACACGACCCAGAUUCCAAGCACCAUGGCCACUUCAAAACACAUGUAGUCAUGUGGUUUUAAGUGGAAACAUUAUUUUAAAACGUAGAUAGAAUAGAAAUGUCAUGUGUGGUGGUAACUAACUACACAUUCUAUCUUGAACUGUAAUUCCUGGGUGGGGGUGUUAUAUAUGUAAGUUCAUCUCCAUAUUUUGUGCUCCUUUAAAUAUCUGAGAGAACCAAUGAUGAGGGUGUGUAUAGCUUCAUUUGAGAGAAAAAUAGGAAUGAGGUUACUAAGGAAAGGUAAAUGAUCCAUUAAUUUUACUAGAUUGCCACUAGUUUCAUUAAAAAUUGUCUUGGCUGAAUUUACGGUGUGCUGAAUUCCACAUCAUUAAACCAUACUGGGUAGGAGUUUAUGCAAUAUGUUUAGCAUUUGUACAAAACAAUAUUCUGAGGUCAAGGCCUUGCUGAGAUUUUGAGAACCUGGAUUGAAGAGAACUAGCUUCAGAGUUGGUUUGAGAGGGUGGAAGGGAGCUUUACCUCUUUAAUGACAGCUGCUGUUAAGGGCGUAUUGACCAUUACUACUGCAAAUAUGUUUGUGUAUGAUCUCAUGUGCUGUAACUUUAUAGAUCUUGUGACUGGAGUGCCUAGGCUAUUUCUUGAUGCUGGUGAUGACUCACACAAAUUGCCAUGUGAAGGUAUCCCAAAUGAAAGCUUAUUGGGAAGCUGCCUCCAGUGAGCAAAUGCCUUUCCAUAGAAGGGCCUCCCAUUUCAACUCGUCACAGCCUGUACUGUGAUGUUACUGUAAGCUUCAGCACUAAGUGAUGUAAUAUAUCCAGAAAUUUUGAAGAAGCAAUGGGACCAAAAGUGUUUUUGGAAGAAAAAAUAAAAAUGCAGAGCAAGUAUGUUUACAAGUUGAAUGUCAUUUUGAUACAUUGGGAACAUAAAAUGCAGUGUUUAUUAAAGUAUUGUGGUUGAACUAGAAGUACU